This is a messenger RNA of Aspergillus calidoustus, 1488 nucleotides long. The record is from the annotation of a GenBank genome assembly. NCBI's taxonomy places the organism in Eukaryota, Fungi, Ascomycota, Eurotiomycetes, Eurotiales, Aspergillaceae.
AUGCAGUCGAUGCCAUUGUUGCUUAGGCAAACUUUCAGAGCGUCACUUAAUGCUUCACGGACCUCCUGCCCGCCACGACCGCUAAUUCCUUCGGCCCAGAUUCCCAAAUCUCUUCACUUCCCCAGGGAAGCACGGCGAGGUUUCUCAGUCUGCCUACGAUGCCAAUUCCGAACCCAACCUUCCCUCCUCUUAGACGAACCGAAAAAGACGACGAAUGACGAGGCUGAGGAUAAACCGAUAAAUGGAGGAGAACCCAUACAACUGCCGGGUCCUACUCUGCAACCACACACAGAUGCGGGGGCCCCAACUCCGCCGCCAACAGAUACGGUACACUCACAGCAGGGUCAGGAAGAGACUGAAAAUGCUGGCGCUGGCCAAACGGAGGCAGGUGGUCUACCGUCAUAUCUAGAGAACCGACGGUCGCAAUUCUCGAAGCAGUUUACGGCUAUGAUGGACAAUUUGCAGUCAAAUGUAUUCAUGGCGGGCCAGCGGUUGAACGACCUGACUGGAUAUACUUCGAUCGAGGCCUUGAAGAGGGAUAUCCAUGAGCAAGAGGAACGACUCCGAGCGGCCCGCCUUCAAGUCCGAACUGCGAAAGAAGCCUAUGCAGCCGCCAUUAACCGACGCUCGGCCUCACAGCGCGAAGUUAACGAACUCCUACAGCGCAAACACGCGUGGUCGCCGGCAGACCUUGAACGCUUUACCCAUCUUUACCGCAAUGACCAUGCUAACGAGGUUGCCGAAAAUGAAACGCAAGAAGCGCUGUCGUUGGCUGAACGCGAGUCAGAAGAGGCUGCCGCUCAGCUUACCAAGAAUAUCCUAUCGCGAUACCACGAGGAGCAGGUCUGGUCGGACAAGAUUCGCCGUAUGAGUACGUGGGGAACCUGGGGUCUGAUGGGAGUAAACGUUCUCCUGUUCCUGAUCUUCCAGAUCGCGGUUGAACCCUGGCGUCGGAGACGACUUGUCAAGGGAUUUGAGGAGAAAGUUAUCGAGGCCAUUGAGAAGGAGAAGGUCCUCGUCCAGGCUCAUCAGCCUAUAUCACCCAUCAGCGAGCCCGCUACUGCAGUUACUACACCCGAGGUCACGGCUACUACUGAGGCCAUCACUGAGGCCACCACUGAAGCUUCCACUGAAGCUACAACCGGAGCAACCACGGAGACACCUGGUCCCGUCGCUCCUCCUGCAGAGGACAUCGCGCCUGAACUGACCCGAGAGGCUACUGUUACUCCUAUUUCAACAACCACCGAAACCGAUCAGCAGCCCAUAGAGAACGUGUUGAACGGCGUUCUAGAAUCCUACAAGCCUCCACCGCUACAAUUUCCCCCAUCUCCCACGACAGUCGAAUCAUGGCGUCAGUAUCUUCAUGAUCUUUUUAGCGAGCGUUCCAUCAUCGUUACCCAGCGUGAUCUUUCCACGGUUGCGGUGACCAGUGCCGCAGCUGGUGCCGCAGUGAUGGGAAUCGUCAUUGCCCUGAUUCGACCACGGUAA